AUGACUCUGAAGAAGGUCUUCAACGAGUCCGAAGAGGUCGUCGUCUCGAAAAAAGCGGUUUGUUUACAAUUUGAAAUUUUACUUGACUUUUUUUUUUUUGUCGACACGGACAAGGUCCACCGAAAGCUGAAAUAGAAGUUUUAAGAUGAGUUGCUCCGAAAGAAAAACGUUGGCUUUCGUUGUUGAUGAAUGUCGUCUUGAAUCUGAAAGAAGUAAGAAAGUUGCAGUUGCGACUUUUCGUGCUCGAGUGCCUGGAGAAGGUCGGCUGCGGAGUCGAACAUGCCCAACAACUCGCCGACAUUCUCAUUUGCUCCGACUACAGGUGUCACAUCUUUCCCAAGUCUUACACUAUUACAUUGGUUUUUUGUUCUUUGUAGGGGUCACUACUCGCACGGACUCAAUAGACUCCACAUCUACGUGCAAGAUGUUCAAACCGGUUCCACUUCCGUUGAUGGUUUGUCUUUCUUUGACAGAGAUCAAUCAAAAGAAAAAAAAAACGGAGACUACAAUUUUGAGAACCUAUUGAGCCUUAGUGGAAAAGAGGGAAUUUCAGGAACGCCGAAAGUUCUGAAGGAGAAAGGAGCGACGGCGUGGGUCGACGGCAACAACCUUCUGGGACCAGUCGUCGGCAACUUCUGCAUGCGACUAGCCGUUCAGAAGGUUCCGCACAAGAUGAACCAGUUUUUGAUCCGUUGAGGGUUGAGGCAAAAGAGCAUGGCAUCGGAUGGGUCGUCGCCCGUAAUUCGAACCAUUUUGGCAUUGCUGGGUGGUACGCUGACUACGCCGUUAGGCAGGGACUCGUCGUGGGUUUCUUUCCAUUUUGAUAGCACAUGACCAGUUUAAUAUGAGAUUGAAGAAGCCGUCUUUAAAAUUGUGAAAAUUAAACUUUUGGAGCUAAUCUUAACUUGAUAUGCCGUCAUUUCAUUUUUGAGAUUUCUAAGUUCUAUCCGAAUCUUAAGCUUCCAGAAGAAGAUUCAUAACAAAAAAAAAUUAAAAUAGACCGUUAGGAAACGAAAAAAGUUCAACGAGCCUUAUUAUCUCAACCUCAGUUUAAUGCCCAUGUCAUAUGCACCAAAAUUGGCUUAAAUACUGAAAAUCUAGGAAAUCGUAGUUUGUAUUUCAAACUAUAGGGUAUGGCGUUCACAAACACAUCUCCAUGCGUCUUCCCUACGGGCUCUGCGGAGAAAAGCCUUGGCUCAAAUCCAGUUUGCGUGGCAGCUCCGGCCAAAGACGGAGACUCACUAUUUCUCGACAUGGCUUCCACCACAGUCGCUUACGGAAAGGUCCGUUUUUUAGAUUUAUUAACUCACUGAGAAUGAGGGUUCAGAUUGAAGUUGUGAACAAGAGAGGCGGCAAAAGGAUUCCGUCAGGUUGGGGAGCCGAUGCCAACGGAAUAGAAACACACGAUCCGAAGGUGGUUUUGAAUGGGGGCGGUCUGCAGCCUCUUGGUGGCUCGGAAGCGACAGGUAAAGAUGUCCGAAACUGCAAUUAGAAAGUGAGAAAUUAGGCGGGUACAAGGGAACCGGCCUGUGCAUGAUGGUCGAGAUGCUGUGCGGCAUUAUGGGAGGCGCCGCCUUUGGAAAAAACAUCCGACAGUGGCAGACGACUGACACUUCUGCGGACCUGGUUAGAUGAUUUUCUUGCUUUUUGGAGCUUCUUUGGAAGAUAACGUAGUUGGUGUGAGACUUGGAUAUAAAAACUGAUUAGUCUUUAAUCCCUCUACGAAUCACUAACUUAUAGGGUCAAUGUUUCGUGGCGAUCGACCCUGAAUGCUUCGCUCCUGGCUUCUCAAGCCGUCUGCAGUCCUUCAUCGACGAGACCCGUGAUCUGACUCCGGUACAGAGUUUACCAGCUUCUGAGUCAUCCAACUGCUUUCAGAUUGAUGUCUCGCGACCGGUCCAGGUUCCUGGAGAUCCGGAGCGUUCUCACAUGUUCCUUUGUGAUGAAAUGGACGGAAUCGUCUACAAAAAGAGUCAACUCGAACAUUUGGUGAGUCUUUCUUUUUCUCUCUCCGUACAGAAGGAGAAUUCAGGGAAAUCUGGCCUCUCGACUCGACGUCAAGAUGUUUCAACAGAAAACUCUUCAGUGCCCUCAAAAACUGAGAACAGCCGGAGAAGCGGCGAAAAAAGCUGACAUUAUGUAG
Messenger RNA from Caenorhabditis auriculariae, 2143 nucleotides. The record is from the annotation of a GenBank genome assembly. NCBI's taxonomy places the organism in Eukaryota, Metazoa, Nematoda, Chromadorea, Rhabditida, Rhabditidae.